AACACCUGUUGCUGCCAUUUAUAAUCGAAACAGCUUGACCGCUCUGUCCUGUUCAAGAACCAGAGCGGUGUUGUAAUAUAUCGCAGUUGUUCCUGGAAGUGUCGUAGCUCCUAAUCAAAACCGUUUUGAACUGGGGUGCUUGGCCCGGUUGACAAAUAUGUCACUUACGACAGUUGGGCCGGUGUUGUUGAUAUGUAUAAUGGGCUUCUAGUUAUAUUUGCAAUUAGCAUUUUGGCAUAUUAUACUGUGUGUUCUCUUUAUUUAAUGAGAUUUUUUUUUUGUCAACAAUGAGAUCUGGUUUUAACCUUUAAGAGAACUUUCAAGUUUGCUACAAAAAGAAGAAGAUAACUUUCAAGAAUUUAAAAAGACAAAGAUGAUUAUUUGUUUAUCCUACUUUAUAUUUUUUCUACCAUUAGUUUUUCUUUGUCAACAUAUUUUUGCAUUAUAAAGACACUUUUUGAGUUAACUAGCAUUCUUAUUGCACAAAACAAAAAGCAUUCUUUUUGCUUUUAAGAAUGCUGAUGUGAUGUUUAGAAUAAUGAUAUAAACUUAAUACAUUUUGAAUAUAUAGUCAAAAUUAAACAAAGAUCUAAUGUAUAUAACUAAAUUCUUUUUAGCUAACCUCUCCGAGGAACGUUUUUAUUGCAGAUAUGUAACUAAAAUAAGGCUCUAAUGAUAAUAAUAUUCUAUCCACUGAGACGACUAUUCUGUAGUAUAUAUAAACACACAUAGAUAUGUUUGUUAAAUUCAUGGUCGUCUUCAUUAAAUAACCCAAAAUCAGUUUCAGCGCUUUGGCCUUUAAUCUCAACAGUCUCUCCAUUUUCAAACAGACUCUUCACAUUCUCGAGAAAAUAUCAUUUUCCCAGAUUCAGUGCCUACUUUUCUCGGAAAAUGGAGUCUGUUAUCAGUUGGUGAUGUACAUUGAGCAAAGACGAGCUAGAGAUUUGUGUUUAGAAGCUCGCAAAUAAUGAAUCCGUCGACUUCUCCCGGCGUGAAACGCCGUCGAGGACUCUCGACGCCGUCGCUGUGCUGCGGAGGAUCCACGGCGGCUGAGUUUUGCGGUGGCACGACGGCGGAUUUCGCCGCCUUAUGUUGCUGCGGUCCUUGCAGCGUCGUCAGCCUCGUCGUCCUCGCCGUAUACAAGAUCCCUCGCGGACUCUUCCGCCGUGUGCGGCGGAGACGAGGGCUGGCGAAGAGAGGAAACGGAGAUUCAAAGCUGAGCAAAGUCGGGAGCUCGAAGUUCGCUGUUCAUCCGGUAGAGAGCAGAGAGGAGGAAGAUCUCGAUAAGCUAGCGAUGGAGCUGAAGGAGGAAGAAGAAGGAGAAGACGAGGAGGUGGUUGCGUUAGAGAAGGAGAUGUGGAGCAGAUUCUACAGUGGUGGUUUCUGGCGAAGCCUUUCGCAAGUUGAAACGGCGUCGUCUCCCAAAACCGAUUAGAGAAUCAGAUUCUUAGUGUAAGACAGUGUGAAAUGUAUAUGCUCUUGUUCAUAUAGUUUUUUCAAUAAAUACUACAUAAUCAAGUUUAGAUGUCUCAGAGGAACCAUAUGUUAAUUAUGUUUAGGAGCAACCUCAAUGGAAAGUUUCUCAUUUGAAGA
Messenger RNA from Brassica rapa (field mustard), 1593 nucleotides. RefSeq lists its product as uncharacterized. Lineage: Eukaryota; Viridiplantae; Streptophyta; Magnoliopsida; Brassicales; Brassicaceae. The record is from RefSeq and is a predicted model, not a curated record.